GUUUAUAUGUAUCGGAGAUACUAGGUACUAUAAAAACUCGUACUUCAAACUGUGUACGAUAUUAGUUCUAAAAGGUUGUAAGAGUGUAACUGCAAAAAAUUUUUGCAAUGUCAAUUGUCCUACAAUAUGUCGUCACUUUGUUGGCGGUAACUUGUUGGUGCAGUGCAAUCAUACCUGAUGGUCUAACAAGUCUAGAUACCCCCGAUAAUUCUUCAAUGCGUGCAUGUAUUAGCAAGCCCUAUGGCUACAAGGUUCCCGAUUUAAAUGAUUGUGUUGGAUACCUCCUAUGUCAUGGUGAAAUGGUCAUACAACAGUACUGCCCACCUGGCCAGCGCUUCAAUACUACUUUACAGAAUUGUCAGAAUGGAAAGUGCCCGCCGUGUAAUUGCGACAAUGGUGGUGGCGAUGGCGGGGCGGGAAUUGAUUGCAGUACAGCUCCGAAUGGCGCUCGUUUUGGGGACAGCCAACAUUGCCGAGUUUUCUGGCAAUGCGUGGAAGGACAAGCCUUGCAGCUCUUCUGCGAAAUUGGCAUGUGGUACGAUCGCGAUCGAUAUGUGUGCAAUUUCAAGGCAUUGGUAACCAACUGUCCGGCCAAUGAAGAUUAAUAAAUUUAACGAAUAAAAAUAUUAAAAACGGUUAAA
This is a messenger RNA of Rhagoletis pomonella (apple maggot), 641 nucleotides long. RefSeq lists its product as uncharacterized. Lineage: Eukaryota; Metazoa; Arthropoda; Insecta; Diptera; Tephritidae. The transcript has 2 exons. Gene Ontology annotation, cellular component: extracellular region. Bases 108 to 605 code for a protein of 165 amino acids. The record is from RefSeq and is a predicted model, not a curated record. Gene Ontology annotation, molecular function: chitin binding.